This is a messenger RNA of Funneliformis geosporum, 125 nucleotides long. The record is from the annotation of a GenBank genome assembly. NCBI's taxonomy places the organism in Eukaryota, Fungi, Glomeromycota, Glomeromycetes, Glomerales, Glomeraceae.
ACUGCUGAAUUAUUGGAGAAUAAACCAAAGAAGACUUUAGAAGAGAUGCGCUCUUUAGACCAGCAUCAUAUUGUGGAUUGUUAUGAGAUUUCUCCUGAAUCAUUGACCGAAGAUUUCAUUUUAAA